Stylophora pistillata is the source of this 1337-nucleotide messenger RNA. RefSeq lists its product as uncharacterized. The record is from RefSeq and is a predicted model, not a curated record. NCBI's taxonomy places the organism in Eukaryota, Metazoa, Cnidaria, Anthozoa, Scleractinia, Pocilloporidae.
GAGCGCGCACGACAAGGUUGAAUAAGAACAUCGUUGAGAUCCGCAAAAGUUUUGUAUUUCUUGACAGACUCUUACUUCACCAGGCACCAACUGAAAAACUAUUGCUUGGCUGUAAUAAUGCUAAAGAAAUACCAGUCCCUUGCAUGCUUCUUAUAUAUUUCGGUGGUGUACGUGUCUUUGGGAUAUGCUGACUGCGGCGAUCAAGGCAUUCCUUUACCUCCAACUUCACCACAAAUCCGACAGUGCUUAACUGCUGGACCGGUAUCGUAUUUUUAUCUCAGCUUCCCCAUUGAAUAUGAGAUUACAGCGACGAAGAUCUACAUUUCAGAAAGCAAAGUUCAAUGGAUUGAAUUGCAGGCGCUACUGUCAAAUACGUAUGUGAAUCGUGAUCAUUUCAAGCCACGACACGGUCCUGGGUCACAAGAGUUAGUACUUUCCAAACCAGUCAUAACUAGGUCUUUACGAAUUGUGCUGGGGAGACCCCACCAGACCCGCCCCACCCGAAUUUGUUUUCUUGGGGUAGUGUAUGGAUGCGAGGCAACCCCUCAAGGUUGUAUUAUGCCUGGCUCUCCAGUCCUCUUCAAAGAUGGAGGGAAAUACUUGAAAGGGCGAUUUUCGUUGACCACGAGGCGUUCCGGAUGGGAGAUUGUUUAUGGAGAGAAAUUCAUCUAUAAUAACAAAAAUAUCAUUCUUGAUGAGAAACCACCAAGCGUGCUCCUUGAGGGAACUGCAGUCGUUGGGAAAGAUUCGGAAGGGAACUUAAGAGAGGGAAAAGCAAAACAAAUGUGCUUGUAUCCAAAUCAAUGCACGGUCGAGACCAACGGUGUAGAAUGGCAAAGUAAGUUCGAUGACGUCAGGCUUUUGACGGGAAAACUGUGUAAAUAAUCUGCGUCUACGAUCGUUUUUGAUAUUUAACUCCCUUUUGUCAGUCUUGUUUUUUCAGUUUGUGUUCUUCGCCCGAUUAAAACCGGUUUUUCAGCGCUGAAAUGUUUUGUACAUUUUAUGUACUUCUCUCUUCUCAGUACAGCAUUCUUUGUUCUAAAAGCUAGAGUACUUUUCAUUUCAAAGUUAUUUCUAUAUGAUGAAAAUAAUUAAGAGGGAUGUUUGAGUGCUUUUAAAACUUGCCAAAAGAAAAAACUAUCUACAAAGAUGGAAGACCUUCGUUCUCAUAAAUUGAUCGAUCCUCCACUUCACGAUCUAGCCGGAAGUCAAACUUGCCAGGAAGAGAUAAAUUUAUCAUAAAAUACCUUCAUAUAGAAUUGAUUCUCGUUCAUAUUCAUUUUAGUUCUCUAUAUCUAGAUAUGGUUAAAUGCUUAAUAAACAUGAAGGAGAAAAUG